Adineta steineri is the source of this 1779-nucleotide messenger RNA. NCBI's taxonomy places the organism in Eukaryota, Metazoa, Rotifera, Eurotatoria, Adinetida, Adinetidae. The record is from the annotation of a GenBank genome assembly.
AUGGUUACUAUCUUCGAUAAUCUGGCUGAUCUAUCAUUGAUAGAAAUAUUUUCUUAUUUAUCUUGUGUAGAUGCUUUAUGGUGUUUCAAUAAUCUCAAUAUUCGUCUAACAAGAUUAUUAAUUGAACGUGGCUUUUAUUAUCAUAUUAAUUUAUCAUCCACACGGUUUCAUCGAUUCAGAAAAUUUUUAUCAUUACUUCGAUUCAAUGAAAUCGAAUCACUUAUCAUUGAUUGUUAUUCAUCCCCUCUUCAAUUAAGAUGUUGGCCUUAUUUACCACAUUUAAGAAUAUUGAAAGUAAAAGGUGUACGAAACGUCAUUAAUGUUUUUAAUUUUGCACAACGACAUUCUACCACAUUAACUCAUUUAGUAGUCAAAUCAAGCGAGUAUUUUAAAACAGGUGGUUUAACUGCAAAACUAUGUUAUCCAUUAUGGAAUUUAUGCGAAUUUAUUACUGAAAUUCUUAAUCAUAUGUCUGCUCUUUGUUCACUUGAUUUGGGAAUGGGAUCAUCUUUUUUCUUACAUCGUUGGCCUUUUAAAACAAUACAAAUGCCUUUAACUUAUUUGGCUAUUACUUUAAGUGUAACGCACACUUUGUUAGAUAUAAUGUCGACUGAACCAUUGUCACAUACAUUAGAACAAUUACACAUUAAAUUAUGUGGUGGACCUGGCCUUAUGGAGAGUUUAGGUGCUAUACGUCUUUUACCUCAAAUGAAAGUUCUACAUACAUUUAGUUUUGUUAAAUCAUUUAAUUGGCAUUCGUUUCUUGAAUGGACAUUUGUUAAAAUAUUAACUUCUUCUAAUAUUAUGCCGGUACUACGACGAAUAAAUUUUUCUCUUGUUAUUAGUGUUGAUGAUCUUAUUCGAAUGAGAAAUUCCGCACUUUUCACGGAUUUUCGUCAUAUUGAUAUUCAUUAUGCAUUUAUUAUUAAUGAUGAUUGUCCACAUAUAGAACUUCUCAACUAUGUACCACGUGGUAGCCAAUCGCAUUCUCGUCAAAUAGCUAGUGCAACAUUUAUUUCUGACUGUUGGCCUGAUAAUCAACCAUUCAGGACUCCAGGACAAUUUUAUUUCGCGAAAUCAAAAAAUCGACAACAUCUAUUCUACACUUUACCAUGGAUUUUUAAUGAAUUUUUUAAAUUAAGUGUUCCAGAUAGAUGUAUUAGUGAAGUAGAAGUAUUUAUAUCUUCUUCUUCAAUUACUAAAAUUCAUUCAUCUUAUUUAACUGAAUUGAAUGUGUCAGAUAAUCUUGCAUCACCUGCAAGUUUCUUCCCUCAAAUAAUGUCUUCGAAUAGGAUAAUGGAACUUCGUUUAUACCGAUGUAAUAGACAAGUAUCUAUGAAUUUAUCAAAUGUUUCUCAUCUUAUUCUUAUUGAUGGUUUGGAUUCACUGAAUAGUUCUUUACUUUCAUUAAAUAUUCGAUCUAUUCAAAUCAUUCUGCAUCAUGAAUGUCUUCGUUUUGCUGCUGAUGAUUGGACUGCUUUACAUACGCUCUCAACUUUACCAUUGUUGAACUCUUUACGUAUAAUUUUAUAUGGUAUGCAUAGUCCUCCAGAUGGUACAAAUUGCCAAAUUAUUGCGGAGACAACACCAAACUUAUUGGAUUUCUCUUUUUGUUUUCGACGUAUUAAUUGUGAAGAUCGGUAUGAUAUUAAAUCAGCAUUCAAGAAACAUUGUUUAUUCAUCAAACAAUUACGGAAUUCUAUUCUUAAUUUAUCAUUAAAUAAAAAAGCAUAUGAUUAUGUUGAAAAAGAUGGUUGUGGACUUAUUAUGUGGUUUUAA